Zea mays is the source of this 1652-nucleotide messenger RNA. Its product is annotated as purine permease 3. Bases 217 to 1320 code for a protein of 367 amino acids. The transcript has 2 exons. The record is from RefSeq and is a predicted model, not a curated record. Gene Ontology annotation, cellular component: membrane. Gene Ontology annotation, molecular function: purine nucleoside transmembrane transporter activity. Lineage: Eukaryota; Viridiplantae; Streptophyta; Magnoliopsida; Poales; Poaceae.
CCACCCCUUUGGAUCACCACACUCCAUUGGGUGCUUUGCACAUAAAUAGGAUCCGGUGCACACAGCUCGCGGCUUGAAAGAGUAAUCCGCUCCGGGCGUCAUCGUUGUAUCCAAAGCGCCGUGCUAGAUUCCACACCUAGACAGGACGCCGCACACGGCAGCCACCCUCGUGUGCGUGACUGCGUCUCGCGCGGGCAAGAGUGCGCAGGCAGAGCCAUGGACGUAGAAGCGCGUAAGUCCGACGCGCCGCCCGCGCGCGGCAAGGCGAUGCACCGCUUUCUCGUAGCGCUCAACUGCGGGAUGCUGGCGGUGGGAGCCAUCGGCGGGCCGCUCCUGAGCCGGCUCUACUUCAGCAAGGGCGGGCACCGGCAGUGGCUGUCCGCGUGGCUGGAGACCGGCGGGUGGCCGCUGCUGGUGAUUCCCGUGGCGGCGUCGUUCGUGGCCCGCCGCGCGCGCGACAGGGGCGCCCCGGUCCUGCUCGCGCCGCCGCGGAUCCUGCUGGCCGCCGCGGGCCUCGGCGUGGCCACGGGCGCGGACGACUUCAUCUACGCCUUCGGGCUCGCGUACCUCCCGGUGUCCACGUCCGCGAUCCUGAUCUCGACGCAGCUGGCGUUCACGGUGUUCUUCGCGUUCCUCGUGGUGCGGCAGCGCCUGACGGCCGCGUCCGUGAACGCCGUGGCGCUGCUGACGGUGGGCGCCGUGGUGCUGGGCCUGCACGUCUCGUCGGACCGGCCCCCGGGCGUCACCAGGGGCCAGUACUGGCUGGGCUUCGUGCUGACGCUCGGCGCCGCGGCGCUCUACGGCCUCGUCCUGCCGCUCGUGGAGCUCGCCUACAGGCGCGCCGCGGGCGCCGGCGGCCGCGCCGUGACGUACGCGCUGGUGGUGGAGAUGCAGCUGGUGAUGGGCUUCUUCGCCACCGCGUUCUGCACCGUCGGCAUGGUCGUCAACAAGGAUUUCCAGGCGAUCCCGCGGGAGGCGAGGCGGUACAAGCUUGGGGAGGCGCGGUACUACGCGGUGCUGGCGUGGUCGGCGGUGCUGUGGCAGUGCUUCUUCCUGGGCGCGGUGGGCGUCAUCUUCUGCGUGCACACGCUGCUGGCGGGCAUCCUCAUCGCGGUGUUCAUCCCGGUGACGGAGGUGGCGGCCGUCAUCUUCCUGCGCGAGAGGUUCAGUAGCGAGAAAGGCGUGGCGCUGGUGCUCUCGCUCUGGGGCCUCGCGUCCUACUCCUACGGCGAGUGGAGCGAGGCCAGGGCCAAGAAGAGGAAGACCAGGACGGAGGAGGGCGCCGCAGCCGCGGAGGCCCUGCAGCAGGCGAACCCGUGAUGCUGCUGCGGACUUUGGCCUGGCCUCUUCGAUCUUCCCCGUUGUGUGUAUAUCAGUAUAUGUUGUGAUUGUGAUCGCUGCUGUGUGCUACGUGGAUAGCGUCCUGAAUCGUCGUCACCUGCAGCUGUCGCUUCUGGUGUGGGUGCUCUUCUGUUCGGCGGUGGACGUUGGCCAAUACUGUGCUGCAUGGUGUGUAGAUGUACCUUGGCAGUACCACGUUCGGUUCGGACAGUAAGUCUGGACCGGCGCACUUUGUGGGCCGAUCCCAGUACAGGACUGAUCUAAUCUGAACGAAUAUAAAAAAAAGAAGAAAUGUCUGUUUCUAUGUGUUA